This is a messenger RNA of Alternaria viburni, 3348 nucleotides long. It is a transcript of the gene POL3, whose product is annotated as DNA-directed DNA polymerase delta. The transcript is spliced from 3 exons. Gene Ontology annotation, molecular function: DNA binding; 3'-5'-DNA exonuclease activity; nucleotide binding. The record is from RefSeq and is a predicted model, not a curated record. NCBI's taxonomy places the organism in Eukaryota, Fungi, Ascomycota, Dothideomycetes, Pleosporales, Pleosporaceae. Gene Ontology annotation, biological process: base-excision repair, gap-filling; nucleotide-excision repair, DNA gap filling; DNA replication proofreading. Bases 1 to 3348 code for a protein of 1115 amino acids. Gene Ontology annotation, cellular component: delta DNA polymerase complex.
AUGCCAGGAGCCGUCACAAGAGCGCCGGCGAAGCGCGCCCUCGCCGAAACAUCCAGCACACGCACCAAUGUGCAGCCGUCGCCCCACUCAUCCAAGAAGCUGAAGCUCCAAAAUGGCAAUGACAAGAGUAGACCGCCAACCAAGACGGUCAAUGGCUCCUUCAACUCGAGCCAGGUGGGCCCGAGCCAGUUCGAGGAGACGCUGGAGAAGAUGACGCAGGACAUGGAGACGCUGAAGAAGGACAAUACAGAGAAGGACCAGCAAUGGCGGCGGCCUGCCUUGCCCGAGGACUUCAAUGAGAUGACGCAAAACCUUGUCUUCCAACAGAUCGAGGCUGAAGAGGGCGUGUUAAAUGGCGGGAAAACAACCGUCAAGCUCUUUGGUGUCACAGAGACUGGCCACUCCGUCCUCAUCCACGUCACUGGCUUCCAACAUUACUUCUACGUCGCCGCACCCCUCAACUUCCACAAAGAAGACUGCGAACCGUUCAAGGUUUUCCUCGAGAGCGAAUGCCAGAAGAACUUCAACCAACACUCAGCCGUCAUUGCAUCGGUACAGAUGUGCAUGAGAGAGAACAUCCUGCGCUUCCAGGGAAACCAGAAGAGCCCAUACCUGAAGAUCACAGUGACUGAUCCCAAAAUGAUCAAUCGCGUGCGGAUGAUGGUGCAAAAGGGCAAUGCUAACUACAAGCGCCUCUGGCCGGCCAGAGAAGACGGUAUCCUCACGUUCGACAACAUUGCCUACGUACUGCGCUUUAUGAUCGACACCAAGGUCGCCGGUAUGUGCUGGGUCGAAGUUCCAGCAGGCAAAUACAGAAUGAUCAGCCCCCGCGACCGACACUCCAACUGCCAGAUUGAGGCACAGCUACACUACAGCGAUUUGAUCGCCCACCAAUCUGAAGGCGAAUGGGCCAAACUCGCCCCCCUACGCAUCCUCUCCUUCGAUAUCGAGUGCGCUGGCCGCAAAGGUGUCUUCCCGGAGGCCAACGUCGACCCCGUCAUCCAGAUCGCAAACGUCGUUACGAGAUACGGAGAGCCGAAACCCUUUGUCAGAAACGUCUUCUGUCUAGAUACAGUCAGCCCCAUCGUUGCGACACAGGUCUUGUCGUUCCAAGAUGAGGGUGAAAUGCUGAUGAAAUGGCGGGACUUCGUAGAAGAGGUCGACCCAGACGUCAUCAUCGGCUACAACAUCAACAACUUCGACUUCCCGUAUCUACUCGACCGCGCAAAACAUCUCAAGUUACAGAAGUUCCCGUAUUGGUCCCGUCUGAAGACAGUGCAGUCCAAGGUAGAGAGCUCGAAUUUCUCGAGUAAACAACUAGGAAACCGAGACACAAAGACUACCAACACCAACGGUCGUCUCCAGCUUGACCUGUUACAGCUCAUUCAGAGAGACCACCAACUGCGCAGUUACACGCUCAACUCGGUGUGUGCUCACUUCUUGAAGGAGCAGAAGGAGGAUGUACACCACAGCAUGAUCACAGAGCUGUUCAACGGCGACUCCAACUCCCGGCGACGAUUGGCUGUAUACUGUUUGAAGGAUGCCUAUCUACCGCAGCGAUUGCUCGACAAGCUCAUGUGUCUGGUCAACUACACAGAAAUGGCUAGGGUCACAGGUGUGCCUUUCAACUACCUUCUUGCCCGUGGACAACAAGUUCGCUUCAUUAGCCAGCUCUUCCGUAAAGCCCUCGACCAUCAACUCAUCGUUCCGGACCUUCCGAACCAAGGCGAUAGCAGUGACCAGUACGAAGGUGCGACCGUUAUCGAACCCAAGCGCGGCUACUACAAGGAACCUGUCGCGACCCUCGAUUUCGCAUCGCUAUACCCCAGUAUCAUGCAGGCCCACAACCUGUGCUAUACGACCUGGCUCGACAAGCAGACGGUGGAGAAACUUAAGAUGAAGAAAGACGAUGACUACAUUGUGACUCCAAACGGUGACAUGUUCUGCACAGCAAAAACUCGUAAGGGACUCUUGACCGAGAUUCUGGAAGAAUUGCUGGGUGCGCGUAAGAGGGCGAAGAAGGAGUUGGCGAUCGAGACCGAUCCCUUCAAGAAGGCUGUGCUCAACGGUCGUCAGUUGGCCUUGAAGGUCAGUGCCAACUCGGUUUACGGUCUAACAGGUGCUACCAACGGAAAGCUACCGUGUCUUGCCAUCGCCAGUAGUACCACAAGUUUCGGUCGCCAAAUGAUUGAAAGGACCAAGGCGGAAGUCGAGGCAAAGUACAACAUCGCGAACGGAUACACGCACGACGCAGAGGUCAUCUACGGUGACACAGAUUCCGUCAUGGUGAAGUUUGGUACGUCCGAGCUAGCGGAGGCGAUGAAGCUGGGUGAGGAAGCUGCGGACUACGUCUCUUCGAAGUUCGUCAAGCCAAUCAAGCUGGAGUUCGAGAAGGUCUACUUCCCCUACCUGCUCAUCAACAAGAAGCGUUACGCUGGUCUCUACUGGACGAAUCCGCACAAGUGGGACAAGAUGGACACGAAGGGUAUUGAGACGGUCCGCCGUGAUAAUUGCCGCCUGGUCCAGACUGUCAUCGAAACUUCGUUGCGCAUGCUCUUGAUCGACCAGGACCCUGAAGGUGCCCAGGAAUUCGUCAAGGAGACCAUUGCGGAUCUGCUGCAGAACAAAGUGGACAUGUCUAACCUUGUCAUCACCAAAGCCCUUACCAAGCAAGAGAACAAGGACGGAACAGGUGGUUAUGCCAACAAACAAGCACACGUUGAGCUAGCCGAACGCAUGAAGAAGCGCGAUGCCGGUUCAGCGCCCGCACUGGGUGAUCGUGUCGCCUACGUUAUGAUCAGAGCCGCCACCGGUGCGAAGAACUUCGAGAAGUCUGAGGAUCCCCUCUUUGUCCUCGAAAACAACUUGCCCAUCGACACGCGUUACUACUUGGACAACCAACUGGCGAAGCCACUGGGCAGAAUCUUCGAGCCCAUUUUAGGUGAGAAGAAGGCAGCCUCUUUACUCACAGGUGAUCACACGCGUUCCAUCACCGUCGCGGCACCCACGAUGGGUGGUUUGAUGAAGUUCGCCAAGAAGACAUCAACAUGCAUGGGAUGCAAGAAGCCACUUACCGCUGCGCAUGAGAAGGACGGCGCCGUUUGUGAGAACUGCCGACCUCGCAUCGCCGAGCUCUACACCAAGACGCUAGGCAAGGUCAGUGAGCUCGAGGUCCGCUUCUCACGUCUUUGGACCCAAUGCCAGCGAUGCCAGGGCAGUGUUCACUGUGAAGUCAUCUGCGCAUCCAAGGAUUGCCCCAUCUUCUAUAUGCGCAUGAAGGCGAGGAAGGAUGUUGAAGACGCAGGCAAAGAGCUGGUGCGUUUCGACAAGGACGCGGCGCUGUGGUGA